AUGGCAUCUGAGACUGAAAAGGCCCAUGCUCUUCUCCAAACUUUCAGCACAGCUUCAGUUAUUUCUAGUCUAGGUUUGGGAAUAUUCUGCUUUGUAGCAGACAGACUUCUGCAGUUUUCCUUCAUUCAGCAAAAUGACUGGCUCCGAGCCUUCUCUGAUAAUGCAGUGCAUGGUAUACUAGGAAUGUGGUCCUGAGCAAUAGUGAUUGCUAGAAAGAAAAGUGAUUGCACUGAAGUCACUCUGGCUGGCUUCCUUGCCUCUGUCAUUGAUGUGGACCACUUCUUUCUUGCUGGCCUCCCUGCUGCUCCGACUCUUCCACAGAGACCACUUCUUCAUUGUUCUACUGUGAUUCCUGUUGUGGCUCUGACAUUAAAGUUUAUUAUGCACCUUUUCAGGCUUAAGAACUCACAGUGUUUUCUUCCCUGGAUGUUGUUCAUAUCCUGGACUUCUCAUCACAUCCAUGACGGGAUUCGUCAUGGCCUCUGGAUCUGCCCAUUUGGAAAAACUUCUCCUUUGCCAUAUUGGCUGUAUGUGGCAAUUACAGCAUCUUUACCUCAUCUAUGUUCAUUUAUUAUGUAUUUAACAGGCACUAGAGAAUUAAUGUCUAUAAAACACGGAAUCCGCAUUGAUGUAUAA
Messenger RNA from Nipponia nippon (crested ibis), 636 nucleotides. Lineage: Eukaryota; Metazoa; Chordata; Aves; Pelecaniformes; Threskiornithidae. The record is from RefSeq and is a predicted model, not a curated record.